Messenger RNA from Sciurus carolinensis (gray squirrel), 879 nucleotides. Its product is annotated as keratin-associated protein 10-4-like. Gene Ontology annotation, cellular component: keratin filament. The record is from RefSeq and is a predicted model, not a curated record. Lineage: Eukaryota; Metazoa; Chordata; Mammalia; Rodentia; Sciuridae. The transcript is spliced from 2 exons. The coding region runs from base 1 to 879 and encodes 292 amino acids.
AUGGCCGCCUCCACCAUGUCCGUCUGCUCCAGCAACCUGAGCUAUGGCAGCCGCGUCUGCCAGCCCGGUUCCUGCGAUUCUGGCCCCGACCCCUCCUGGCAGGUGGACGACUGCCCAGAGAGCUGCUGCGAGCCCCCCUGCUGCGCCCCCAGCUGCUGCCAGCCCAGCUGCUGCGCCCCGGCCCCCUGCCUCACCCUCGUCUGCUCCCCACUCAGCUGUGCCUCCAGCCCCUGCUGCCAGCAGUCUGGCUGCCAGCCUGACUGCUGCAGCUGCUCCCCCUGCCAGCCGUCCUGCUGCGUGCCCCUCUGCUGCCAGCCCGUGUGCUGCAAGCCCGUGUGCUGUGUGCCCGUCUGCUCUGGGCCUUCCUCCUCCUGCUGCCAGCAGUCUAGCUGUGAGCCCUCUUGCUGUUCAUCCUCCCCCUGCCAGCCGUCCUGCUGCGUGCCCCUCUGCUGCAAGCCCGUGUGCUGUGUGCCCGUCUGCUCUGGAGCCUCCUCCUCCUGCUGCCAGCAGUCUAGCUGCCACUGCUCCCCCUGCCAGCCGUCUUGCUGCGUGCCCGUCUGCUGCAAGCCCGUGUGCUGCUACAGGCCCUGCCCCUGCGUGUCCCUGCUCUGCCGCCCCGUGUGCAGGCCCGCCUGCUGCGUGCCCAGCUCCUGCUCUGCCUCCUGCUGCCAGCCCAGCUGCUGCCGCACGGCCUCCUGUGUGUCCCUGCUCUGCCGCCCAAUGUGCAGGCCCGCCUGCUGCGUGCCCAGCUCCUGCUCUGCCUCCUGCUGCCAGCCCAGCUGCUGCCGUGCGGCCUCCUGCGUGUCCCUGCUCUGCCGCCCCGCCUGCUCCCGCCCGGCCUGCUGCCGUGUCUCCUUGGGACAGAAGUCCUGCUGCUGA